CAGUGUAGUAUUCUAUAUGUUGAAAUUAAAAUUAAACUUCUUGUAUGAUUUGUCUUUGGCAUGAAUGCCCUGUUCCAGGGACGUCCAAGAGGAAACCCAAAGGCUUUUGACAAGCCCAAAUGCAAGAUUUCUGCAUCUCGGAAACUCUCUCUCAAGAUGCUGCUCCUCAACAGAGCCAUGGAAGAGUUGGAGAGGGAGAAACAAGAAAAGGAUGAAGAGAAAUCACGCUACCUGAAUGAAAAAAUGAUUCCUCUACAACUCUCAGGACUCUCACUGACAGAAUUACAAAAUCUGUGCAAACAACUCUAUGAAAAGAUUGACAUUGUGGAUGAAGAGCGGUAUGACUGUGAGGCUAAAGUGAUGAAGCACAAUAUUGAUAUUCGUGAACUGAAGCUGAAAGUUCAGGACCUGGGAGGGAAGUUUAAGAAGCCAGCUCUAAGGAAGGUACGUGUUUCUGCUGAUGAGAUGAUGCGAGCUCUGCUGGGCUCCAAACACAAGGGUUCCAUGGACCUGCGAGCCAACCUCAAGUCCGUCAAGAAGGAGGAUAUCAAACAAGAAAAGGUCCUGACUUCAGAGGUAGGCGACUGGCGUAAAAAUGUGGAAGCCAUGUCUGGUAUGGAAGGAAGGAAGAAAAUGUUUGAUGCUGCUGGUGGAACCCAGUAAACCUAAUCUGGAUGUAACCUUCUAGAGUCCUGUAGAGAGAAGACUCAAAAUGGAACAAAAGAAAAAAGUAAAAAAAAAGAAAGAACGUUGCAGUCUCUUUUUUUUAAUGCGGCCUAAUGAACAAAUUUAGAAAUUUAAUUGGCUUGAAGGUGAUUUCACUUCAUGUCUUUAACUGCAUAUUUAUUCAAAAUAUAAUCUGAAAUGUCCUGUUCUGAGUUACAUUAGGGCCAUAUAAUCGACCUUAUAUUUUGAGUGUAAUUUUAUAUCUUUAUUUCUUUAACUGUCAAAGUAGUUCAGAGAUUAUUUCCAUGCAUUUAAAACUAUGGUCCUAAGUGUAUUAUUACUGAAAUACAUCAUUGUAUAGAUGUAACAGAGGUAAAGACCAUGAAGACUAUGUUUAUGUGCUGUGUGAAAGUCUUAAUUAA
Messenger RNA from Hemibagrus wyckioides, 1088 nucleotides. It is a transcript of the gene tnni1d, whose product is annotated as troponin I, skeletal, slow d. Gene Ontology annotation, cellular component: troponin complex. Gene Ontology annotation, biological process: muscle contraction. The record is from RefSeq and is a predicted model, not a curated record. NCBI's taxonomy places the organism in Eukaryota, Metazoa, Chordata, Actinopteri, Siluriformes, Bagridae. The coding region runs from base 61 to 663 and encodes 200 amino acids. The transcript has 6 exons.